AUGGCCGAAGGACGAUUCUCCAUUGGCAAGGAGCUCAUCAAUGGCAACCCAAUUCUCAACUGUGGAGAAGAUGAGCAUCUUUAUCCUGCAGGGAGCUCCAUUGAUGGGAAUCCAAUGGUCAAGGAGAUGGACUUCUUUGCCGCCGACAACAAUUCUUCCAAGGAGAAAGUUUGUGCAGGUGAUGGGGUUGUGCAUGAUUUGGAACUUAACACUCGUCUAAAUCUUAGCACAAACACUAGUGGCGCCAAAUCAAAUGUGGAUGAUCAUCAUCAUGAGCGUGGAACAAUAUCAUACAACAUUAAUGGUAACAAGCGAAAAGUAAAUGAGUUGAUACAUGUGCAGGCAGAACUGAAGCAGAUGCAUGUGGAAAAUAAACGCUUAAGAGAUAUGCUUAAUCAGAUGAACAAUAACUACAAUGGCCUCAAAAUGCAUCUUGUCACACUGAUGCAGAUUCGAAACGCCAAAACCGAAAAAGAUCAUGAGAUGAUUAAUGCAGCAGUUGAGAAAAAUCAUGCUGUAGGAGAUAUUUUCAGUAGUAAAGAAAUUAUUCAGAUGGGUCUGGAUAAGAGUGAUGUCGCGAUCGGGGAUAUUAGUGCAACAACUGGGAGAGAGAGGAGCCCAGAUCACCAAGCAAUUGUUCAAGGGCGGGUUGCUAACAAAGUCCCUAAAUUUGGAACUUCCGGGGAUUUAGAUCAACACUCGGAAACGGUGUCGUCGUUGAUCAGAAAAGCUCGAGUAUCAGUUCGAGCCCGAUCAGAUGCAUACAUGAUUUCUGACGGGUGCCAUUGGAGAAAGUAUGGGCAGAAGAUGGCAAAAGGAAGCCCAUUUCCUCGAGCAUAUUAUCGUUGCACCAUGGGAUCUAGUUGUCCAGUUCGCAAACAAGUACAAAGGUGUGCAGAAGACCGGUCGAUUCUCAUAACCACUUACGAAGGUCGUCACAACCAUCCGCUUCCUCCGGCGGCGGAGCCAAUGGUAUCCACCACAUCGGCGGCCGCAUCGAUGCUGCUUUCAGGGCCAAUGCCUAGUGCAGAUCAUUUGUUGAUGAAUUCAUCAAACAAUAUCCUACCAAGAAAUAAUGCACUAAAUUUCGCAACACUUUCAACUUCCGCGCCAUUUCCUACUAUUACAUUGGACCUCACGCAAUCUCAUAAUUCCUCUGAUCAUCAGUUCCAAAGGGAAACACGAGGCCAAAUUAUUACAUUCCCACAAGUUUUUGGUCAAAGCCUUCACAACCAAUAUUCAAACUAUUUAGGCCUUCAUGGCUCUCAGGGAAUGGUUGCACCCAAUCGGAUGCAGAACGCGGACGCAGUCAGUUCGGCGACGGCUGCCAUCACAGCAAACCCCAACUUCACUGCUGCACUGGCGGCGGCUAUUGCCUCUAUCAUUGACAAUACUAUUACAAGAAACAGCAGUGACAACAAUGCGUGAAAAU
Corylus avellana is the source of this 1432-nucleotide messenger RNA. The record is from RefSeq and is a predicted model, not a curated record. NCBI's taxonomy places the organism in Eukaryota, Viridiplantae, Streptophyta, Magnoliopsida, Fagales, Betulaceae.